GUCCCCCAGCUCAGCCAGGCCAGCAGCAUCUGCAAGGUCCCCAAUGGCCCUGCCCUUUUCCUUCCUGGUGGCCCUGGUGGCUCUCAGCUGCAACUCCAUCUGCUCUCUGGGCUGUGACCUGCCUCACACCCACAGCCUGGUUAACGAGGAGACCUUGGUGCUCCUGGGACAAAUGAGAAGGAUCACCCCUUUGUUCUGCCUGAAGGACAGCAAGGACUUUGGGUUCCCCCUGGAGGCGUUCAGUGGCAACCAGUUCCAGAAGGCUCAAGCCACUUCUGCCAUCCAUGAGAUGAUCAGGCAGACCUUCCACCUCUUCUGCUCAGAGGGCGUGAUUGCUGCUUGGGACAAGACCCUCCUACACCAACUCUGCAAUGGACUUGAUCAGCAGCUGAGGGACCUGGAAGCCUGUCUGACGCAGGAGAUGGGGCUGGAAGAGGCUCCCCUGAUGAGUAAAGACUCCAUCUGGGCUGUGAGGAAAUACUUUGAGAGAAUCACUUUCUACCUGCAGGAGAAGCAGCACAGCCCUUGUGCCUGGGAGAUUGUCAGAGCAGAAAUCAGAAGAUCCUUGACUUUAUCAGCAAACUUGGAGGAAGAGGAGAUUGUGCAGUAAGGAGGGACACCUGGCUCAGCAUGGACAUGAUUCUCCCUCCCUAAUAAUAUCACACUUCCUCCUGUUCUGCCAGGUCCAACUUCCUUUGUUUCUGCUCUGAUCUUCUCAUGAAUGAAAUCGAUUUGUUAAAAGUUUCCAGGAAUAGUAAGUCAAAUCCUGUUCAGCCUUACAGGCACCAGUGGCUUACAGAGGCCUAUGCUGAUGUUUUGUUACAUUUAUAUGUAUGU
Molecule: messenger RNA, 837 nt
Organism: Phyllostomus discolor (pale spear-nosed bat)
Lineage: Eukaryota; Metazoa; Chordata; Mammalia; Chiroptera; Phyllostomidae
Product: interferon alpha-4-like
Exons: 1
Coding region: 44-610 (188 amino acids)
Biological process (GO): response to exogenous dsRNA; defense response; cytokine-mediated signaling pathway
Cellular component (GO): extracellular region
Molecular function (GO): cytokine activity; type I interferon receptor binding
Source: RefSeq, a predicted model, not a curated record